Tarenaya hassleriana is the source of this 3589-nucleotide messenger RNA. RefSeq names its product pentatricopeptide repeat-containing protein At1g53600, mitochondrial. Bases 48 to 2240 code for a protein of 730 amino acids. The transcript is spliced from 6 exons. Gene Ontology annotation, molecular function: RNA binding; protein binding. Lineage: Eukaryota; Viridiplantae; Streptophyta; Magnoliopsida; Brassicales; Cleomaceae. The record is from RefSeq and is a predicted model, not a curated record. Gene Ontology annotation, biological process: RNA modification.
CGCGUCUAGUUCAUUCCUCUCGAUUUAAUCCUCCUCAGUCGUUAAUCAUGCUGUCGAAUGGAACCAAUGGAUUGAUUCACAAAUGUCGCAUUGAUCUCAGACACACUUUGAUUUUUUCUCUUCGGAAUCAAGGGUUUUACACUCAUGUCGUCUCUAAACCCAAUUCGGAAACCCAGAAAGCAAGCAAAUUCGGGAAGACGAGCAAUGCCCUUGUUUACUUCAAUUCUCAGAUCACAAAGUGCGGAAGAAAUGGAAAUCUCGAAGGAUCUGAAGCUGUUUUCAGAAGCAUGCCGCAUAAAAACGCUGUUUCUUGGACUGCUAUGAUCACGGCCUAUGCGGAUAAUGGUAAAAUAGGCAAAGCUAGGAAGCUGUUCGAUGAAAUGCCUGAUAGAACCACGGCUUCUUACAACGCGAUGAUUACGGCUUGUAUAAAAAACAAGUGUGAUGUGAGCGAAGCGAUUCGUUUGUUCCUUUCAAUACCUGAGAAGAACUCUGUGUCAUAUGCAGCGAUGAUUACGGGUUUUAUUCGGGCUGGGAUGUUCGACGAGGCGGAGAAGUUGUAUUCCGAGACACCGGUGAAGUGGCAGAACUCAGUUUCUUCAAAUGCAUUGAUAAAUGGCUAUCUGAAAUCUGGGAAAUUGGAAGAGGCUGUUCGAAUUUUUGAGGGUAUGGCAGAGAAGGAUUUGGUUUCAUAUAGUUCUAUGAUUGAUGGGUACUGUAAAAUGGGAAGUAUCGUUGAUGCUAGAGGUCUGUUUGAUACGAUGCCGGAGAAAAACGUGGUGACAUGGACUGCGAUGAUUGAUGGGUAUUUCAAAGCUGGCUCUUUUGAAGAUGGCUUCGGUUUGUUUCUUACAAUGAGGCGGGCGGAAGAUGUGAAGGUAAACUCUACCACCUUGACUGUCAUAUUUGAAGCUUGUGGGAAUUUCAAGAGGUUUCGAGAGGGGACUCAGGUUCAUGGGUUAGUUUCACGCAUGGGACUUGAGUUUGAUGUUUUCUUAGGGAAUUCAAUGAUCUCGAUGUACUGUAAAUUUGGUUCAAUGGAUGCAGCCAAUGCAGUCUUUACCAUGAUGAGCAAGAAAGACAUUGUUUCUUGGAAUUCCUUGCUCACGGGUUUUGUGCAGCAUGACCAAUUUUUCGAAGCCUAUGAGCUUUUUGAGAAGAUGCCGAGGAAAGAUGUGGUUUCCUGGACAAACAUGAUCAUAGGACUUUCUGGGAAGGGAAACAUCUCUAAAUGUUUAGAGUUGUUUAAAAUGAUGCCUGAGAAGGAUGGCAUUGCCUGGACUGCUGUGAUAACUGGGUUUGUGGCUAACGAAGAGUAUGAAGAGGCUCUUUGCUGGUUUGCUAAGAUGCUCCAUGAAAACGUUUGUCCGAAUCCUUCUACUUUCAGUUGUGUGCUUAGUGCAUCAGCUUAUUUAGCCGCACUGAACCAAGGACUGCAGAUCCAUGCUGGAGUUGUGAAAUUGGGCAUGGAGUGUAAAUUAUCAGUUCAGAAUUCUCUUGUCUCAAUGUACUCCAAAUGUGGAAACACAUACGAUGCUUACAAGAUCUUUUUAUGCAUUAAUGAGCCCAAUGUUGUUUCCUAUAGCACCAUGAUUGGUGGGUUUGCCCUGAAUGGUUUUGGAGAAGAAGCUCUCAAAGUAUUUACAAAGAUGGAAAGUGAAGGAAAGAAGCCGAAUGAUGUCACCUUUCUUUCUUUGUUAUCAGCUUGUGCUCAUACGGGACUUGUAGGUUUGGGAUGGAAAUACUUCAAGUCAAUGAAAUCUAUGUAUGAGAUCGAACCAAAUCCAGAUCAUUAUGCAUGCAUGGUUGAUCUCCUCGGCAAAUGCGGAUUGCUAGAUGAAGCAUAUAACUUAAUCUCUUCAAUGCCUUUCGAACCUCAUUCUGGGGUUUGGGGCAGCCUUCUUGGUUCGUGCAAGACUUAUUUACAUCUUGAUCUAGCAGAGCUUGCGGCCAAGAAACUAAUGGAGCUUGAGCCCGAAAGCGCAACCCCUUAUGUGGUCUUGUCCCAGUUGUAUUAUAUUCAGGGGGAAAAGAGAGAGAGUAAUCGGCUAAGGAAUAUCAAGAAAUCGAAAAGAAUAAAGAAAAACCCAGGGUGUAGCUGGAUCUUAUUAGGAGACAAAGUCCAUCCUUUUUCUGUAGGAGAUGAAUCUCAUAUGAACGUGGAUGAAAUAAAAGUUACGCUGGAGUUGAUUCGAGAGGAAAUGGAGUUGUCUCUUGGCCACGAGGAUAUUUGUUAUUAAACAUGGAUGGGAUAAAUUCUUUCACACAGUUUUCUCUUGCUCAAGACCAUAUAUAUAUGCCUUCCUUGUUAAUAUGCUGGCAUCAGGAAGUACAAAUAUUAAGGAUAAUCAGUCCAAGGCAUCUACAUGUGGCUUACCUGGUUGCAAUUACUGAUAUAAGGAAGGCAUUGCAUAUUGCAUGCACAAAACCGAAAUUUUCAGAGCCAUACGUGGAAAUUCUUUGUUCCUGAAGAAAAGAUUGGCCUUAAACAUGCUGCUCUGGUUGCACCAACCAAGUAUGAACUGGUAUCCCGUGUUAACUUUUGAUUCAUUCUUCGACAUAACAAGCAACUUCUCUUGGAUGCAAAAACAGGGCCAAGAAAGAGCCAGAUUAGGCAGGAAGAUGCUUCAGAAUUUUUGAACAGGAAGAUGGAGUAACAUGGUGAAGAAACAGAGUGGCAGAAAUGCUACAAAUUAUCGGUGUUCUUGAGCCAAGGGAGACCAGAAAUCAUGUCUUUUUGUUUGGAGAAUUUCAUUUUCUUCGUGGAGUGUUUCAGUUAGGGGAAGCAUUCAUGACUCCAAGAUGGUUUCAGAGCUUUUGAAGAUUUCAGGGGAAUUCUUAAGAAUCUCAAACACAGUAUUUGAAGCGCCCCGAGAAAACCAGUAGCCGCUGAGACAAAAUAUGUAGAGACAGAUUUGGAGAAAACAAAUCACUCCAAGCAAUAGGGUAUGUAUGUAUGCGUGUGUGUCUGUGCGCGCGCGCGCAAUCCAUAUAUAUAUCAUCAUGUCUAUCCUAUAGUAUAUGAAAAGAUUUGAGGAUUCUCAGGUGUUGAUAUCGAGUUUAAAAGAGAAGAUGGGCUAGAAGGAAAAUGAUAAGUGUCCCACAUUGGAAAAUGAGAGGUAUUUGGGCCAUAAGGGUCAAACCUCCACUCUUAAGCUAGCUUUUGUGGUGGAGUUAGGGCCUAAACCUUAUUAAUUGGUAUCAGAGCCUAACUCUCUAUUUUUCGCUGGGCCUUUGACGGGCCGUUCUCCUGCGGACAUGCGGUCGACUCGGUGGUUGUGGCGCCAGCGACCAGAUUUGCCCCAGCGCCGUGGACGUCGCUGUCUAAAGGGGGCGGUAUUGAUAAGUGUCCCACAUUGAAAAAUGAGAGGUAUUUGGGCCAAUAUAUAAGUAAGGGUCAAACCUCCACUCUUGCUAGCUUUUGUGGUGGAGUUAGGGCCUAAACCUUAUUAGAAAACUUGCAUUACAUUAAGGUGCAGCGAAAUUGUUUGACUCUAUCUCUCUGAAUGUUCAUGUUUAAGGUUACACCCUGAACUUAUCAUUCAAGCCUUUCAUCUCCAGAUUACUUUACAAAAGAUCCAAACAUGGA